Puccinia triticina is the source of this 1176-nucleotide messenger RNA. RefSeq lists its product as uncharacterized. Lineage: Eukaryota; Fungi; Basidiomycota; Pucciniomycetes; Pucciniales; Pucciniaceae. The transcript has 3 exons. The record is from RefSeq and is a predicted model, not a curated record. Bases 1 to 1176 code for a protein of 391 amino acids.
AUGACCGAUACAACCAGCGACGAACCUGGGUUUCAACAUCUGAUCAGCAAGUUCGACCCGCGACCGCCGACCAAUGAUGAUCCACGUACCAACGAUAACCCACCGACUAAUGAGGAGCCGCCGAGUGGAGAAGAAGCGCUGACUGGAGAAGAAGCCCCGGCCAAUGUGGGCCCGCCAACCGAUGAGCGUCCUGUCCAAACGAUUCAGGAGGACCCAUUUCUCUCUUUUGACGAAAUCAACUUGCGCGAAGAGCUCUUGGAACAAUUACAUUCUCACCUCCUACCUCUCAUCCAGGACCAAAUGAGCGCUCUCUGUCAUUCACUACAUCCACUAGGCUAUCUGGUAAAACCAAAGUCCACACUCCGCCGACUCUUGCGAAUGCAGUCCGAGAUCGAACCUACAAUGGAUCAAAUCCAAUCUAUCAUGACUAUCGUCUGUCCAAAACCCAUACCUCUUGCCACACGAACCGACGACCGUCACCUCAGAGGAUUAAAAGCACACAGGCUUCACUUCCUGAAAACAGAAUUUGACGAAGGAUGGUGGCGGUAUAUAUGUCAGACGUUUGGAGAAGCCUAUGAGGAAAUACAACAGGCGGGGCUCUCAUCGGAGAGAUCUAGGAACCAAUUUGAUAUAUCCUCAUACCGGGACAAUUUUGGCGCCCCUACGGUUCUCGUCCAUGAUUCGAUCGAAUCAGCUUUGGAGCGGCUGAAGGAAUCCGAAUUCGAUUAUGUCAAACAUCGCUGGGAAUCAGCUAUACCGAGAAUAGAACUCGUGUUGGAGAAUAUCAAUGCAAUGCUGUAUCAAUCAGCCAUUUCAACAAAUGAAGAUUCACUGCCCCGAUUAUUUAUCCCUGGACCAAUGAUCUACCUCGCUAAAGUAGCACUACCGAUCGUGACAUUAUCCAGACUUUUUUUUGCCAAAUUAGCAAAGCGCGGGCUGAACAAGGAACGGCUCCCAUCGCUCACAGAAAUGUCUUCUGACCAAAUCGAAUCCUUGGCUAAAGUGGCGGAAAGCGUUGGUAACGAAGUCCUUAAACUCACCACUCUUCUCGUCUGGGUCGAUGGGGGUCGUGCAGCUGCCCAUAGUCGCGAUUUGAUUUAUCGACCCACGAUAAUUUCGCUACUCAAAAUGACUACAAGAGUUGGUUUGUUGUAUGGAAUCAUUCACUUAUCUUAG